CUUUACUUUUCAAUGGUGGGAGAGGCCUGCUUGUAUACAUUGUACCCAGUACAGAAACAUUGGAACUCAGAGAUCACACAGCAGUAACUGUAUAGCCAUGGACAUUGUCGCACCUUCUGACAACUCCCUGGAAGAAUCAGGCCUCCUAUAUGAUGAGCCAUCACUGCUUGAAGAAGAGGACAUUCUACCUGAUUAUCUUUGGACCCAAGAUGAGCAAACAGAAGAAGGCGACAAAUUCCCCUUUGAAUAUGCAGUGGAAAAAUCUCAGUCUGAAGAUGCCCUUGAUGAAAUAAGUGACAACUCUGAAGAUGACUUCAGCUGGCAAAGUGAAACACAUUCUAUAGACCUGGAGUUGACAAAGAAAAAUACAAGGCAUGCAAACAGAGUUCAAACCUAUCGAUUUCGUAAAAAAAUGAACCAACUGGACAGUAUACAGCAAGACAAAGAAUCACUGAUCCAAAAACUCAGGGAAGAGUUGAAUACAUGUCGUCAGAGGAUCGAGUCCUUGGAACAACAACAAAAUACUACAGAAACUGAUAUAAAGACAGAGCAAGACAAUAACAACACUGCUGCUGUUUUCCGCCUGCAAGCUUUGCAUAAAAGAUUGUGCGCUGAACUAGUCAUUGAGCAAGAUGUGGAGUCGAAAAUAGCUAGCAUGCUGGAAGAAAACAAGUAUGACCUCUGGAAAAUUGAAGUGGAGCAAGGAAAGUUUGCCAGUUUACGUGAAAGACUUGAACAGGAUGAAGAAGAGAUAGACAAACAAAGGAAAGAGCUAGCAGAGCAGCGGCUCCACAAGGAAAAGAUGUUCCAAAAUCUGUCCGAGCGCAAAAAGCAGGCAGAAAAAGUGCGAGAACAGAAUACACUAAAAGAGCGGGAGGUGCGCUAUCGAAAAGCCGUGGAUGAUGCGCAGAAAAACCAUGUAAAGGCUGUACAGUAUCUGAAGGAAACGAUGACAAGAGUUCGAGAGAAGGAAACAGAAAAGGAAAAGAAGAGCAGAGAAGAAAUGGAGAAGAGGAUGCAGGCCGUCCUAAUUCUAAAAAACAGCAUCUCUGCGAAUAGGGAGAACCUUCGAGUCACUGACGCUCGGAAUAAAGCAAGAGCAGCCCUAGAGAAGAAUCAGGAGAUGUUAGAAAAAGAAAGUGUGCUAGCCAAAGGUGGAGAUGCUACAAAGUUUCUGAUCCAUCAGAAGAGACUUCAGGAGUUUGAAAGGACGAAACUAGAAUUUGAAGAGAAACAGAAACUUAAGAAACAAGAGAUCAUCAGUCGCAUUUUGCAAGAGGAGAGCAACCAAGAAAAACAGAAAAAGUUAUCCUUGUCCUUGCAGACAACUAAAAGCAGAGAGCCCUCCAAACUCAGAAACAAAACCAUACAAUAUAUUGAGUCGGUCGUCCUUCCAGAGACAGAAGAAGAAGAAGAAGUUACAAAGAGGUGGAGAUCUCCUUCCAGUUUGUCAUCUGAUGAAGACGAGAGCGGCUCCAGUGGAAUGUAUCCAGAUAAGGUUCCAGAAGUCACGUAUGUGGAACAAGAAGAACGUGAUACUCUUGUUCAGCCAGAGUUUAUGGGAUUAUGGGAUCAGGAUCUCAAGCCUUAUAAGGUGCCAAAAGAAGAAAUUGAAUCUAAGCCACUAGGGGGCAGUAAAAUGGAGAAAGUAAUAAUGACUGAGACCCUGAAGAAUCUCCGAAAUGGAAUAAUUAAAAAGCAAGUGGUUUCAGGACAUGAGUUUAAGGGAUGCCCCUUUUAUAGUAAACCUAAUGUCAUUCACUUUAAGGACCUGGAAGUGGGCAAAACAUACAAGAAAAAAUUAACUUUGACCAAUGCAUCAUAUACAAUUAAUUUCUGUAAGCUGAUUGGCGUGAGCGACCAUCUGAAAGAUUUCAUCAAGAUACGAUUUGACCCGCCUGGCCAAAUGUCUGCUGGAAUGUCCUGUGAAAUGAUAGUGCUGUUUAAUCCAAUGAUAAAUGAAGAUCUCAAGGGAGAAGUGAUGUUUAUGGCCCAGACUGGUGCAUUUUCUAUUCCUGUAAUAUGUACAACCAAAAAAUGUGAGCUAGCUGUAGAGAAAGACUGCAUUGAUUUCGGCACUCAGGUGGUUGGGGAAACAGUAACUCAGAUCAUCUCUCUGACAAAUAGAGGGGCUCGUGGAACAAGAUUCUGUAUACGGACAUUAAGUCAAGCAAAUGAUACUGGAAAUCCAACUCGAGUGGUUCCCUUGGAGACAUCUCCAGAGAUUGGUACGCCUGCAUCUAAAGAACGAGACUCUAUUACUCCACUUGAAUCCAGAGCUGAAAAUCAGAAUGAAACACCUACAUUGAACCAACCCGAGACAGUGCGCAAAUCCAUCAGUCCACAGGGCAGCGAGAUGGUGGAAACCAGGAGCAUUGAUGUGAAAACAAGUGCAACGAUAGAAUAUAUUAGUAAAGAACAUUCUACAGUUGUGGAAGAUUCUUUGAAUGAAGUGGAACAGCUGGGAAGUCAAUCUGAGGAGGAGCUCAUUGAAAUCAAACUUGGUGAGGUUACAGAAGGCGAUAUCGGACCAUUCGCAACAGUGAAAAUUCCACUAAUUUUCACUCCAACAUUUCCUGUGAAAGCACAAGAAUUUUUUCAGAUUUCUUUUGAUGAUCCAAAUUCAAAACCUAUUACUAUAACAGCAACUGGUAUUGCUAUCGAUGUACCUGUAUAUGUUCCAAAUUCUAAUAUUGAUCUGAAGAUAUGUACAUAUGAUCGUCUGUAUCAAGACAGCAUCAUUGUUAAAAACAGAGCCACCACGGCCCUCCGUUUAAAGUUUGAAGUUUGCAAAGAGCUGAAGAACCACAUGGAACUGCUCCCUAAAACUGGCUUUAUCCAAGCUCAAUCCUCCUUCAGCGUUCAGCUCAAGUUUUUACCAAGACUUUCCCUCCCAGAUGAUGCCGCAGCUUAUUUUGAUAAAGAAACUGGAGUUUUGGAAGCUCCAAUGACCAUCUUAGUUGCUGAUCAGACCAGGUCUGUUCCUUUCACCGUCAAUGCUGUACUCACCACAUCGGAUUUGGAAAUCACCCCAAGUGAGGUCGAAUUUGGACACUGUACAAUCUUUGAAGCCGUCCAGUCCUCAAUUCAACUAACAAACAAGUCGAUCUUGCCUCAAGAAUUUGGUUUUGUUGGAAUUCCAGAGUAUGUAGACAUCCAACCUGGUGACGGUUUUGGGACUCUGUUUCCCUUGGAGACAGUGAAGCUGGAUAUUAUAUUUAAGGCUGGAAAAGCCAAGGAAUAUGCUUUUGAACUAACAUGCAAGUCAGCUAUAAACAGGCAAUUUAAGAUUUUUUGCAAAGCAACUGGAGUUCACCCUCCUCUUGAGUUAUCUCAUUCUUUGAUACAGUUUCCUGCAACAGCUUUAAAUGAUGUCUCCACUGCGACCUUAUAUGUUGUCAAUACACACACAACUCGCAAUGAGUUCAAACGCCCAGUUCCUAGGAUCGGCACAGGAGAGAUUGCUCCAGUUGGACCAACAUCAUUUGAGAUCCAUGUGCCAAAGCAUUUUCCAGUUACUGUCUCUCCGUUGGUUGGCACCGUUUUACCAGAAGAGAAAUGCCUGGUUCAGGUUUCCUUCCAUCCAACACUUUUGGAUCAAGAAAUACGAGAAGAAGCCGUGCGUAUAAUAGCAAAGGCCAACGAAGCCAGGACUCUGCUACAGAAAAAGUCUGCAGCAGCCACAAGUGAAACCCAGAGCAAAAAGGAUACUAAAGAGCCAUUUACAAACACAGAAAAAAGGAAACAAACUUCAUCCCCCAAGAGAGAGAGAAAAAAACAAAUGACUUCUGCCAAGCAGUCACCAAAGAUCCUUAAACCUUCUGAAUCUGCUCCCAUGGACCUGCCUAAAGUAGAAGACAUAAAACCUGAGUCUGAAGAAUAUCUGGCAGCUCAAGCGUCUAUCUAUCGAAGGUUUACAGGCAAGUGUGAGAAGUAUGUUCUGCCAUGCUUUAUUGCCAGCUGUGACGUUAGCAAAAAGGAGGAUCAUAAGGACCUAAAAUUCAGCCCAUACAACACCCUGCUCAUUGAGCUACACUGCCCUGCCAUAGCCCCUCCAUUGAUUGUCACCUCCAAUAAUGGCAGGCACCUUGUCAACUUUGGAGAAAUUGCAACAGGUCAGCGUGUUGUGAAAAGAGUAACAUUACAAAACAUUUCCCUAGAGCGUCUGGAAGUGGGUUUUUCCAUUCUGAACCCAAAUGGCCCUUUUGCGUUAUUAAAUCCUGUUAAUAUAAUGGAACCUGGGGCCACUUGUUUGCUCAUCAUUGCUUUUUCGCCUGAUGAAAAUGAGACCUUCUUUGAAAACCUUGAAGUCCGCACUCGGCACGCGACUCUGACACUUAGGAUUAAAGGGAAAGGUCUUACACCAUCUCUGUCCUGUUCCGUGGAAGGAGGAAUUCUGAAUAUGGGAUAUGUUUUAGCUAAAGACAGUAUCACAUCAACAUUUCAGCUCCAGAACACAUCUACAGUGCCGGUGAUUUAUUCACUGAAAUUGGGAAGUCUUUCAGUGACCAGAUACAGCGAUCUACAGAAACUCCCCAGUUUUAUUUCCUCAAGGAAUGCCACUCGAGGCUUAGUAGGCACUCAGAAUUACAAUGGCUUUAGUGUAUUCAGCGUAUUCCCUGUAGAGGGCACCAUUGAGUCUGGAAAGUCUUUAGAUGUUAGUGUUACAUUUAAUCCUGACCAUGAAAGUGUGCAUUACUCUGAUAGCCUCACAGUGGAGCUCUUUGGUAAGCAUACCGCUCACUCUAUCCAGCUGAAAGGGGCAUGCAGAAAUCAUAUCAUGUACUUGGAGGGCGGAGAUCCACUGGAUGUUCCUUUUGAAUCUCUGGGAUUUAUUCCUGAAUCUGAAGGAGAUGAACCUUUGAAGACCCUUCUUUUGACAUUCCACUGCAUACAGUCUGCAGCUGAUCUCAAGCCAGCUGUCAGGGACCUGCGUGUUGGCUGUAUACAUUCAACGUUAUUGCCAGCAAAAAAGAAUGUCGAGUUCUCGUGGGAGAAUACACAACUCUUACAGCAGAAAGGGUUCACAAUUGAUCCAAUAAAAUCAGCUGUUGACUCUGGACAACACAAAACAGUAUCCAUACGUUGGGUCCCACCCGCUCAAUAUGAUCCAAGCAAACCUACAAGCACCACAGCCAUGCUCACUCUGAAAGGUGACGUUACUGAAUCGUACCAGGUUAUCAUGGCAACGCAAGUUGUGUCAGCAUGACAGCGCAAAGA
Messenger RNA from Pelobates fuscus (common spadefoot toad), 5220 nucleotides. RefSeq names its product cilia and flagella associated protein 74 (gene CFAP74). The transcript is spliced from 39 exons. NCBI's taxonomy places the organism in Eukaryota, Metazoa, Chordata, Amphibia, Anura, Pelobatidae. The coding region runs from base 98 to 5209 and encodes 1703 amino acids. The record is from RefSeq and is a predicted model, not a curated record.